This is a messenger RNA of Alternaria rosae, 726 nucleotides long. RefSeq lists its product as uncharacterized. The record is from RefSeq and is a predicted model, not a curated record. Bases 154 to 624 code for a protein of 156 amino acids. The transcript has a single exon. NCBI's taxonomy places the organism in Eukaryota, Fungi, Ascomycota, Dothideomycetes, Pleosporales, Pleosporaceae.
UAAGAAUUCGACCACUCGUGAAGCGGACACUAACACAGAUAGACGAUUAUACGGCGAUCGCAGACCAGUGUCACCGAACAAGGACCGCGGAUUGCUGCCGCUGGUUCCGUGCGCCGCCGCCGCUGCCGUCCGCAUAGCCAACGUCUGUCAUCAAUGUAUCGACGAGCCGACCGCGGAUGGGUAGUGCAAAUGUCAGGUUGCCUUCAAAUAACUAUGGCCACGAUUGAAGAACGAAUGGCUCGCAUUGUUGCUCGUAGACAAAGGACUGGGCUCUUGGUCGUAUCGCGUGUUCUAACAGAAGCUGCUCGUAGAAAGACAGAGAUUGCAUGCUCCUUCAGUGUAUUGGUACACGUAUGUACUGUUGCACUGGAGCAUGCCAUGGUGGUCCAUCAUCAUUUGGAGAUCAAAGAGCGAGAUUUGCUAUCCCAUGAUGGUGUCCAGCACUUGUUUGAGGCUACUGCAGGUCCACGAUUUCGGAAGAAGAACUUCUUAGCAUUGCAACCCCUCCAAAACUCACUGACCAGCACCAAGCGCUUUAAUCCAAGGUCGGAUAAUCACUCUCGGGCCAAGCGGCUCAACGAAACCCUGGACUUCGGAUCAUUGUGUCCCAGUAUGCGAGGUUGAACAACUCGUGCUCUAGUCGAAAUGCCGUAAGGGCCCGCGCGGAUGAUCCGGUGAAGACCUGGGACGCGAUUGCUACACCCAUGCACAGACAUAUGCCACACA